Messenger RNA from Saccoglossus kowalevskii, 1044 nucleotides. RefSeq names its product beta-1,3-galactosyltransferase 1-like. Gene Ontology annotation, cellular component: Golgi membrane. Lineage: Eukaryota; Metazoa; Hemichordata; Enteropneusta; Harrimaniidae. The record is from RefSeq and is a predicted model, not a curated record. Gene Ontology annotation, biological process: protein O-linked glycosylation. Gene Ontology annotation, molecular function: hexosyltransferase activity.
AUGAGUAUAUUUCUACGCAAGAAGGCAGCGGGAAAACUUAUUAUCAUGUCUUUACUGUGUCUCAUGCUUUUUAUGGCUAUUGUACUCAAGAAUGGCGGUCAUGUAACAACGACAACGUCAAAUCCCCUAACCAAUUACAACAACACAACAUCGAUUGUGUCAACUAUAAACUAUGAAGGAAUUGUCACCCUGCAAGAUAUGGAAGAAGCUAUGGAGCUGUACACAACGAAUUCAUUUCCGUUUCCAUUCAUUGCAAAUCCCAUCAGUCGAUGCCAAAUAUCACCGUUUCUCACAAUGAUAACUCCGAGCAGUCCGGAAGAGUUUGUCGCACGUGAAUUCGCCCGUAAAUACAGGGGCAACGUUCAAGAUGUUCUGCAACAUGAGAUAAUACAUUUAUUUAUCAUUGGGAAACCAACAGAAAAUAAAAACGUUGUAACUGCUAAGCUUCUGAACGAGAGCCAUUCAUAUGGAGAUAUAAUUCUUAUUGACGUUUUAGACUCUUACAAAAACCUCACUCUAAAGACAAUAAUGAUGCUCAAAUGGAUCUCAAACUAUUGCUCGAGGACUAAAUAUUUGCUAAAAGUUGACAAUGAUGUCUUAGUAAAUUUAAUCAACUUGAUCAGGCUUUUGGAAUCAGCGCCAAGUAGUAGUUUCGUAACUGGGAAGGUAAGUGAACAUCCAUUCGCAUUUCGAAGACUAACGGUGAAGAAUCCAGUGACAAAAGAAGAAUGGCCAUUGACUAAUUACCCGCCAGUUGCCGUGGGUACAUCUUAUGUUAUAUCAGGUGAUGUUGUGAAAAAAUUGUAUCAGGCAUCUCUUUAUACUAAAUUGUUGAAUAUUGAGGAUGUCUACGUUGGAAUUCUUCUCUCAGUUAUUGGCGUAAGACCACAACAUAAUGAGGGAUUUAGAGUGCCAGCAGAAAGAGCGUGCCUACCCAAAUGUUGUCGGUAUGAUGCGAUAACAUAUCAUUUUGAUGGUAGUGACAAUCUCAUUGAACACUACAGAGAAGUAAAGCUGUUGAACCUAACAGGUCAUUGCAUGUAA